CUGCCUUCCACCCAACAAUGGCAGCAAAAUCGCUCAACGAGUUCGACAGAGACGAUGUGGCCAAGCACAACAAGCCAGGCGAUCUGUGGGUCAUCGUCGACGCCAAGGUCUAUGACCUCUCGCGCUUCGCCGCCAUGCACCCCGGAGGCCUCGCCGUGCUGCUCGACGGCGACGUCGCAGGCCAAGACGCGACGGAGACUUUCUACGGCCUCCACAGACACGAGGUUCUCGAACGCCCCCAGUACGCGCGUCUCCAGGUCGGCAUCCUGCGUGGCGAGAAGAGCGUGAUUCUCGGACGCAUCCCAGGAGCGCUUAGCACAGUGCCCUACGCCGAGCCCACAUGGUUGUCCGACGGGUUCUCGAGCCCCUUCUACACCGAGAAUCACCGCAAGUUCCAGCAGGAAGUGCGCAAGUUCGUCGACGAGGUCAUCUAUCCUGACGCGCAGGCGCGAGAAGAGGAUGGGAAGCGAGCGAGCCAAGAGGUCUUCGACAAAAUGGCCGCCCUGAACUUACAUGCCAUGCGAAUGGGGCCUGGAAAACAUCUGAAGGGCCUCACGCUCAUGAACGGCCUCGUCUCCCCCGAGGAGUUCAAUUAUUUCCACGAGCUCAUCAUUACGCAAGAGAUUGUGCGCUGCGGAGCGAGAGGCUACGGAGACGGUCUCCUAGGAGGCAAAGUGAUCGGACUCCCUCCAGUGCUGAACUUCGGCUCUCCGGAACUCAAAGCCAAGAUCGUGCCGGAAGUGCUCUCUGGGAAGAAAUUCAUAUGCCUCGCGAUCUCAGAGGCUCAGGCUGGCAGUGACGUGAUGGGCUUGCAGACGACGGCAGUCAAGAGCGAGGACGGGAAGGAAUGGAUCGUCAAUGGUACCAAGAAGUGGAUCACAAACGGACACUUCUCAGACUACUUCACAACAGGCUGCAAAACUGAGGAUGGGUUCACCGUGAUACUCAUCCCACGCAGUGAGGGCCUAUCGACGAAGCCCAUCAAGACGUCUUAUUCGUCCACGGCGGGCACUGCCUACAUCACUUUCGACAACGUCCGCGUACCCGUUGAGAACACACUAGGUCCUGAAGGCGGAGGCAUCUUCGUCAUCCUUAGUAACUUCAACCAUGAGCGAUGGGUCAUGUGCGGGGCCUCCGCACGCAGUCAGCGGUCCAUCGUCGAGGAGUGUCUCAAGUGGAUCCAGCAGCGCAAAGCCUUCGGGAAGCCGCUCAGCUCGCAAGCCGUCAUCCGAAGCAAAAUUGCACAGAUGAUCGCCCGCACGGAGAGCGUGCAGAACUGGCUCGAGAACAUCACCCACCAGAUGUGCAACAUGUCGUAUAAGGAGCAGUCGACGAAGCUCGCGGGCCAGAUUGCGUUCCUGAAAAUGUACAGCACGCGCUGCGCCCAGGAGACCGCGCAGGACGCCGUGCAGAUCUUCGGCGGACGCGGGAUCACGAAGACCGGCAUGGGCCGCUUCAUCGAGCACUACCACCGCACGGUCCCGUUCGACGCCCUGCUCGGCGGAGCCGAGGACGUCUUGGGAGACUUGGGCGUUCGGCAGGCGAUCAGAGCGAUGCCGAAGAACGCGAGGUUGUGAUUCGGCCUCGCGUGUAGGAGUAUGGCUCUGUUUCCGUGUUUUUUUUUUUACUUUGUCUCACUAGAUGUAAUCGUUGUGUACAAUCGGACCUGAUCGAGAUGAUCGCAGCGGCGGCGCGUACACCGCGUAUUGGGCGAUUUGAUG
Molecule: messenger RNA, 1721 nt
Organism: Heterobasidion irregulare TC 32-1
Lineage: Eukaryota; Fungi; Basidiomycota; Agaricomycetes; Russulales; Bondarzewiaceae
Exons: 17
Coding region: 18-1577 (519 amino acids)
Molecular function (GO): flavin adenine dinucleotide binding; acyl-CoA dehydrogenase activity
Source: RefSeq, a predicted model, not a curated record